This is a messenger RNA of Aureobasidium subglaciale EXF-2481, 552 nucleotides long. RefSeq lists its product as uncharacterized. Bases 1 to 552 code for a protein of 183 amino acids. The record is from RefSeq and is a predicted model, not a curated record. Lineage: Eukaryota; Fungi; Ascomycota; Dothideomycetes; Dothideales; Saccotheciaceae. The transcript has a single exon.
AUGAAUCCUCCAUUCCAAGAUCGCGAUGUUCGUAUCAUGCUUUUGUCGCUCACCGACGCCGAAGCGCCGAGAAGAACGUGUGCCACGCUGCAGGAAGUUUUGAACGAAGCAAUUCCACAAGCAACGUCCUUCUCUGAUGCCCCAAACGCACUCAAUCACAUCGACCAAGAUCCACCAAGCGCAAUCGUCGUCCUAGAUGCGGAAUUGAUGGACGAGCAGGCAGUAAACAGAGAGCUUGCCGAGACUGUACGAGACUACGCAGUCAAGGGUGGUACGGCUAUUAUCUGGUGCGCUCGCCAAUUGGUCACAGAUGCACAAAGGAAGCAACAAGCCCAUGCCUUCUUCAGCAAGUACUCUAUGGUAUGGACACUUGGUGAUUCCAAACUGUCACGAUCGAAUGUGGUUGAAGAAACGAAAGCGUUGUUACCGCUUGGGCCUUCGAGUCGUUUCCUACCCUCGUCGUACCUCGCCCAAAGUCUCCACCUCAACAACGUUUCGCAAGGCCAACUCUACUUGCCAGAAGAUGACAGUCGUCAAAUCCCCACGGUCUAG